UGUCCCCGCCGUGCUCCCCCCCGCAGGACGAGGACGGGCUGGUGCGGGGGCUGUCGGUGCUCUGCAACCUGGCCGACCAGCUGUACUACCCCUGCGAGCAUGUGGCCUGGGCGGCCGACGCCGGCGUCAUCCCCGCGGGCUCCCAGAGGUGGUGGACGCUGAGCACGGGGCUCUGGGCCUGCUCCCUGCUCCUGGGCAUCCUGCGAUCUCUGAGAAUCUUGUUCCGGUUGAGAAGAAAGCUGCGGCAGCACAAGCGCGGUACGUCUUCACCUCCAAGUGGGAAGGAAGUGAGAGCCCGAGUGAAGGCUGAAGUGUUGAGCAUCCUCGCAGGCAUGGCAGAUCUCGCCAACGCAAUCCACUGGCUGCCUCCAGGAUUUCUUUGGGCUGGACGCUUUCCUCCGUGGUUAGUAGGUCUCCUGGGGACCGUAUCUUCCCUGAUUGGUAUCUACCGGGCAUCUAGAGGAGGAAAUUCUGAAGCUGUCUAA
Messenger RNA from Pterocles gutturalis (yellow-throated sandgrouse), 485 nucleotides. It is a transcript of the gene PEX11G, whose product is annotated as peroxisomal biogenesis factor 11 gamma. Gene Ontology annotation, cellular component: peroxisomal membrane. The record is from RefSeq and is a predicted model, not a curated record. Lineage: Eukaryota; Metazoa; Chordata; Aves; Pterocliformes; Pteroclidae. The transcript is spliced from 3 exons. Gene Ontology annotation, biological process: peroxisome fission. The annotation marks the transcript as partial.